Carassius gibelio (silver crucian carp) is the source of this 1559-nucleotide messenger RNA. It is a transcript of the gene myf5, whose product is annotated as myogenic factor 5. Gene Ontology annotation, biological process: muscle organ development; positive regulation of myoblast differentiation; regulation of transcription by RNA polymerase II. The record is from RefSeq and is a predicted model, not a curated record. NCBI's taxonomy places the organism in Eukaryota, Metazoa, Chordata, Actinopteri, Cypriniformes, Cyprinidae. The transcript has 3 exons. Bases 311 to 1033 code for a protein of 240 amino acids. Gene Ontology annotation, molecular function: RNA polymerase II cis-regulatory region sequence-specific DNA binding; DNA-binding transcription factor activity, RNA polymerase II-specific; protein dimerization activity.
UGAAAGCAAGAGUUUCUUCACAUGAAUGUUUAUUGGUGAUAAUUCUCUCUUGUAAUGACCGUCACACUGUUGAACUGAGUGAGAAACCACCCCUCCACACAGAUGUGGGAAACUCAGUAGGGGUGUUGGGUUUGGGAUCUGGUGAGGAAGGGGGGUCUCUGAGCCCUGCCUCGGCCAAUGGGCCACGGUCACUAGGGCUGACCAGUGUGGGCCCCGACAUAUAAGAAGGGCGGUAUGGCACCAGAGAAACCACAUCACUCAGAGGUCGCCCCCUCACAGAUCGCCUACAUCUACACAAAUCUAACCAAUCAUGGACAUAUUCUCUACAUCCCAGAUCUUCUAUGACAGCACCUGUGCAUCAUCGCCUGAAGGUUUGGAGUUUGCCCCCGGAGGGGAACUGGCGGGGUCUGAAGAGGACGAGCACGUCCGGGCCCCCGGGGCCCCACACCAGCCGGGUCACUGUCUCCAAUGGGCCUGCAAAGCUUGUAAGCGCAAAUCCAGCACGGUGGACCGCCGGAGAGCUGCCACUAUGAGGGAGCGCCGCAGGCUGAAGAAGGUGAACCAUGCGUUUGAGGCACUACGGCGCUGCACCUCGGCAAACCCCAGUCAGCGUCUUCCCAAAGUGGAGAUCCUGAGGAACGCCAUCCACUACAUCGAGAGCCUUCAGGAUCUCCUCAGGGAACAAGUGGAGAACUACUACAGCCUGCCAAUGGAAAGCAGCUCUGAGCCGGCCAGCCCCUCAUCAAGCUGUUCUGAAAGCAUGAUUGACUGCAACAGUCCUGUCUGGCCUCAGAUGAAUCCAAACUUUGGGAAUAACUACAACUUUGAAGCACAAAAUGCUAGCGCAGUGGGCAGAACUCCAGGAGCGUCCAGUUUGCAGUGUCUCUCCAGCAUCGUGGACAGGCUGUCCUCUGUAGAUACGGGAGUUGCGGUGGGAAUGAGGAACAUGGUUGCUCUCUCUCCGACUGGAAGUGAUUCCCAGUGCAGUUCUCCAGACAGUCCCAGCAGCAGACCAGUCUACCACGUCCUGUGAGACUCCAGCCUGGUUACCUGCUUCCACAAAACGCAGUGCAGAAUCAUUCACAUUGCAUGUUCAGUCAUGAAGCAUUUUGGAUAAUUUGAUAAUGCUUUCAGAUAACUAUAAGAAUGCAGUAAUUGCAAACAUCCAUUCAGCUCAAAGUCAAAGAUUUGCCUCAAAAUCUUGGCUGAAAAUGCAAAAGAAGUCUUCUUCACACAUUCUGUGUGUGCCUGGUUAUAAUUUGGUUUAUGUGCUCAUGUUUUAUGUGGUCAUGGCUUAAUAAAAGCCAUAAUAUCCAUAACAAAAUAUGUCAAUGUAUAGAUAGCAGAUCUUUUUACCAUGUUGACCGACUGUACGGAUGAACUACAUUGAAACUGGUUUUAUUUAUCAAUAAUAAUCGUUAAAUGCUGUUUUUUAAUAUUAGCCUUCAAUGUUAUCCGCUUAUUUUGUAAAUAAGAUUGUACAUAAUUUAAGUGACUGUUAUUGUAUUCAUGUAAUGUUGUUUCUGUCAUAUUUAAUGAACAUCCUUGCAUAAAGGGAC